UGUUGUUCUCACUAACUGUGUGUUUAUGACUUUCACAAUUUCAUCAGAUACCUUCAGUGAGUAUAUCUUCACAGCUGUGUAUUCAGUUGAAUUUGUGAUAAAAGUGAUAGCAAGAGGAUUUGUUUUGAAUAAAUUCACCUAUCUUCGAGACUUCUGGAACAUCCUGGAUUUCUUUGUUUUGAUUAUGACAUACAUCGCCUUUUGCCAUAAGUUUGGUAGCAUUUCGGCUCUCCGAACCUUCAGGAUUCUGAGAACUUUAAAAGCUGUUUCUGUGAUCCCAGGGCUGAAAGUCAUUAUCUCGUCCCUCUUCCAAUCAGUGAAGAAGCUUGCAAACGUGAUGCUGCUGACAGUUUUCUCCUUGGCCGUCUUUGCUCUGGUCGGCCUCCAACUCUUCAUGGGGAACUUAAGAUUUAAAUGUGUGCACCAAGAUUUUAUUGAUGUGCCAUACAACGACUCAUGUAUCUUAAAUAAUCCAGAAAAUGAGACUAUGUAUGAGAAAAUGAAUGGCUCUUCCAAUCCAUUGCUGUGUGGAUACUCCUCUGAUGCUAAUAACACUGAAUGUGGCGAAAACUAUUUCUGUGUAAAACAUGGAAUUAAUCCGGAUUAUGGAUACACAAGCUUUGAUCAUUUUGGAUGGGCCUUCUUGUCUUUAUUCCGACUGAUGACACAGGAUAGCUGGGAGCUUCUCUAUCGGCAGGUUAUCAGGACAUCUGGCAAAAUCUACGUCAUUUUUUUUGUGAUAGUCGUCUUUCUGUGCUCCUUUUACCUCUUUAACUUAAUCCUGGCUGUUGUAACAAUGGCGUACGAUGAGCAAAACAGAGCAACAGCUGCAUAUACAAAGGCGAAGGAGAAGUUACUUCAUGAAGCAAAAGAGAUCCUAAGAAAGGAAAAGGACAUGGUCGCCCAAAGACAUGAUGUAUCUACAGGUGAAAAUGUUGAAAUGCGAAGUGCAGAAUCCCAAAAUGGGAAAGACAGAAAAAGCAAGAAGAAACGCAGAAGCUCAACCACCAGAAUAUAUGGAGAAGACGAAACCAUGUUUUAUUCAACACCAGACAAGAGUCAAAAGGAGCUUAAAGAGCUGCUGAUGUCUUAUCAGCUACCUGUUGAGACCCUUGCCGACCCAUUUCAAAGACAAAAAUUAACAAGUGCUGCUCAUGUCAUCAGCAAAACAAUGGCUCCCAGGAUUCUGAGCAUAUCCUUACAUUUUGCUCACCUGGAACAGGCCGUUUCUCAGUUCUUUGUGGCCUUUUCUGGCCUUGAGUUCUGUGCUGUGCGUAAUGUCCUUAACCUCUUUAUUGCUUUGCUGCUGAGUUCCUUCAGUAGCAGUGAUCCAGAAAGCGAGGCUGGUGACACAGGGCCUAAGCCUCAGGUGGCCCUGGCUCACAUUCGCAGAGAAUUGCAGUCUCUGAAAGAGAUGCUGUGGAGCUGUUGUUGCAACCGAUUCCUGCAGAAGCUGAACGCAGCAAGGCGAAAGAACAAGGAAGUGGCCAUUACCAUCCCGAACGCUAAGGCCCCUGAGUCGGUGAAGGGGAUCCGGGGGAGCGGCGCUGGCAGCGAAAUCUUCAGAAGCGGUGGGAAACCGCUAGCGGAUGAGAUGGAGGCAGAGUUUGUGGAAAAGUCUAGCACCGUUGCCCAUGUUCCCCUUGCGGAACAAGAGUCUUUAAAUGACGAGAGUGGAUAUCCAAUAACAGAAAUCGAUUGGAAUAAACAGGAGAACCCACUGCGAAUGAGGAGAGAGAAGUUCAAAAUGUCAAGAUUAUCUCAGUGUUCUGAAAGCCCCAGUAUGGGAUCUUUAAGUGUUCCUAAGAGCCAGGAUCAUGACACCAUCAGUUUUUCUGACACUAGCACAGUAGAUCUGAGGUCUCCUGCCUUCCAAAUACCUCUGAAGAACAAGAAGGAGCCUAAGAACUGUUUUCCACAUGUUGUGGUCAACUGCUUCCCAUGUUGCAGCAUCAACACGAAUAAAUUUCCCGGUAACGUUUGGUGGAACUUUAGAAAAACCUGCUACCAAAUUAUAAAACACAGUUGGUUUGAAUCCUUCAGCAUAUUCAUGAUAUUACUGAGCAGUGGAGCCUUGAUAUUCGAAGACAUUUAUCUCGAGCAGAGAAAAAACGUAAAAACCCUCCUGGAAUAUGCAGACAUAUUUUUUUUCUACUUUUUUUCCCUGGAGAUGUUUCUGAAAUGGGUGGCUUACGGCUUCCAGAAAUAUUUCACCAGUGGCUGGUGUCUUCUUGAUUUCUUUAUUGUAUGUGUGUCCUUUCCUCUAUCAGCAGUUAUACCACAGGAGAGAAGUAUGUGUGACACCACGAUCUCCGUAAAAUCUCUCAGAACCCUGAGGGCCUUGAGGCCCCUUCGAGCGUUGUCCAGGUUUAAAGGGAUAAAGGUGGUAGUGAAUGCCCUUGCCGGCGCCGUUCCUUCCAUUGGGAACGUACUGCUCGUAUGCGUCGUUCUUUGGCUCCCAUUUAAUAUCCUCGGAGUGCAACUCUUUGGAAGAAAAUGUAGCAACACAGUUCCGGAUAAUGCCUGUAAAAACAUCAGUUUUAAUCAUGUUGGCAUGGGAUAUUUGGCUCUCCUCCAGGUGGCAACAUUUAAAGGUUGGAUGGAGAUUAUGUAUUCUGCAGUAGAUUCAUCUAGUGAAGAGAACGGCCAGCCGUGUUUCGAAAACAGAGUCUAUGCCUACCUUUAUUUUGUGGUUUUUAUCGUAUUCGGGUCGUUCUUCAUGCUGAACCUUUUCAUCGGAGUGGUUAUCGACAACUUUAACCAACAAAGGAAAAAGAUAUGUGGAGAACUUAUCUUUUUGUCAGAGGACCAAAAAAAAUAUUAUAAUGCACUAAAAAAACUUGGAAGCAAGAAGCCACACAAACCUGUUCCACCACCCCUGAAUAAGUACCAAAGAUUUCUUUUUGACAUUGUAAACAAGCAAGCGUUUGAUAUCUUUAUUAUAAGCCUGAUUUUGUUAAACGUGGUGAUCAUGAUGGGAGAUCAUGAAGGAGAAAGUAAAGAAACCAAAAACCUUCUUGAAAACAUAAAUAUUAUCUUUGUCAGUAUUUUUACUGGAGAAUGUCUCGUGAAAAUUUUGGCUUUGAGGCUGCAUUUCUUCAAGGACAACUGGAAUAUAUUUGAUUUUCUGGUGGUGAUUCUGUCUGUACUUAGUGCUGCAAUAUCUGGCCUCCAAGAGAGUUUUGAUUUCCCUCCCUCGAUCCUGAGAGUGAUUCGUGUGGCCCGGAUUAGCCGAUUGCUGAGACUUAUCCGAGGGGCCAAAGGGCUCCGGACCCUCCUCUUUGCCCUGCUGAUGUCCCUUCCUGCUCUCGUCAACAUUGGGCUCCUCCUUUUUCUGAUUAUGUUUAUUUAUGCUAUUUUUGGCAUGACCAACUUUGCCUGUGCCAGCUGGACUGGAGGGAUCGACAACAUUUUCAAUUUCCAAACCUUCGGCGGCAGUAUGCUUUGUCUCUUCCAAAUCACCACGUCGGCUGGCUGGAACGAUCUUCUCAACCCCAUGCUCGGCAGCAACAGCAAUAGCACUUGCGCUGGCAAAGCGGAACGAGGGGGUCCCUGUGUCAACCGAGGCCUGGCCAUUGCCUACUUCGUUAGCUAUAUCAUUAUAUCAUUUCUCAUAGUCGUGAACAUGUACAUUGCCGUCAUCCUCGAGAACCUGAACGUCGCCACUGAAGAAAGUACGGAGCCCCUGGGUGAUGACGAUUUUGAAAUUUUUUAUGAGGUCUGGGCCAAGUUUGACCCUCAAGCGACUCAAUUUAUUUCUUACUCGGCCCUGUCAAACUUUGCAGAUUCUCUGGUGGAACCUUUGCGCAUCCCGAAGCCAAACCGGCGACAGCUGCUGUCCAUGGAUCUUCCCAUGGUCAAUGGAAAUAAAAUCCACUGCUUGGAUAUUUUGUUCGCUUUUACCAAAAGGGUGCUCGGAGAAGCUGGCGAGAUGGACACGCUGGAGUCUCAGAUAGAGGAGAAAUAUCCAGAGAAAAUUGCCUAUGAACCCAUCAUAACGACUCCCAAGCGGCAAAUGGAGGAAUGUGCCAUCGUCAUCCAGAAGGCUUUUAGGAGGCAUCUCUCUCGGCGUGCGAUUGAGGAAGCCCGUCAGAAAACCAGCAGAACCAGCCUCCUGGAAAGCAUACCUGAGGAGGGAGGUUCCUCUACCCUGAGACUAUAUGAAAGUGAAGAAGAAAGUGAUGCAGACGGUUCUCAGAGCCCUACCUCUUUAUGUAUUCCUCCCUCUUAUAGCAAUGUCACAAGCACCGCUGACCACUUUCCACAGGAUAAUGUCUCAGAGAACAUGACUGACAAUGCCAAGUGAUUUAUACGUCAAUGUUUUUCUCGCCACACUCUGAUUUUCUAAGACAUGUAAGGUUGUGAUCAUAUUUCUUCCGUUAUAGCCACCAUAAUCCAAGUGUUCAGUGAGCAGCUUUUCCUUUGAUAUGCUUAAAUCUUCCUGGACUUAGAGAGAGAGAGAGAGAGAGAGAGACCCACUGCCAGAAUAACUUAGGCAGUGCCAUGAUGCUCCUACUGAUGUAAUUGAGAUGAGACUCAAGUCAAAUCCUUCCUAAUGGUGGGGAAGGUAGAGGCAAUGCGUAACCAGCAAAAACUGGCCUCCUGGUUGCCAACUGGAAGGUUGUCUGAUGGGGAUGCUGUU
This is a messenger RNA of Pogona vitticeps (central bearded dragon), 4642 nucleotides long. Lineage: Eukaryota; Metazoa; Chordata; Lepidosauria; Squamata; Agamidae. The record is from RefSeq and is a predicted model, not a curated record.